Cephus cinctus (wheat stem sawfly) is the source of this 1146-nucleotide messenger RNA. RefSeq lists its product as uncharacterized. The record is from RefSeq and is a predicted model, not a curated record. The transcript is spliced from 3 exons. Lineage: Eukaryota; Metazoa; Arthropoda; Insecta; Hymenoptera; Cephidae. The coding region runs from base 71 to 814 and encodes 247 amino acids.
UUUUAUUUUCAUUUCACUACUUUUAUAGAUAUUACAGGAAGUUGCCGCAAUCUUGCCACAUGAAGAUAGGAUGGUGAUGCUUGAUGCUAUUCAAAGAGUAGCUAGAGAGGCGUCGCGACGCUUGAGAAGAAUCAGUUGCCCGGAUUCAUCUUCAACAGGAUCGCCAAGACAGACUUACAGAGCCAGGUCAGAAUCCAGCCUUUUCGAUUCGCCGGACAGACUCUCACCUAGUACGAGGCAGAGAAGAAUCAUAGCUGAACAUCAGAGACAACUUCAUCGUGAAAUGGAGGAAAUGCAAGACACGCUUACACGUGGUUUUCGGUCGAGGGACCUUUUACCGUCCUGCGAUGUAUCAUCAUUGGCCUCUUGGUCGUCAUCCCUCGGAUCCAUUGGCAGAAAUAAGCUCAGGAGAAAUCGGAUGCCUGCUUGGGAAUAUGUUCGAGGUCCAUCACCCAUGUGGGAUACUGUCAGUAGCGAUGGCAGCUUCACAAAAUGUAAAUCCGAGGAGAUGAUCAGCCGCGAAGAUUCACCAAAAUGGAACGUCGUGAAUAAUCGACGAGCAAAGGACGAUACAGAUUUUCGUUUACCUACUUGGGAUCAUUUGGAAGCGACGCUCAAUCAAAAGUUGUCACGUUUUGAAAAUUUCGAGCCUGAUUCCCUAGAGACGAAUCGCGACGUGGGAAUUGAUUAUUUAAUGACGACAAACGCUAGGAAAGAGAUGUCCCAGGAAAUGAGGGCUGUCGAGAAAUGGAGUACGCCUGUACUGAAACAGGAUCAAGAUAUGUCCUUAAGAUUGAGUCUGCGAAAGAAUUGAACUUGAAAUAAGGAAUGGUGGAAAACUUUCUUAAUAUAUAUUCCUUUUUUAAUGUUGUGAAAAUAAAUCUUAGCGUUCACAAUAGCAAGCUAAUGUUUAAAAAAAAAAAACUACUACCUUGGGACAUCACAGCGUUGGAGUUCUUAUCUAAUCUAACCUAACAAAAAUUUUCUAACCCCAUCACAAAUACUGGAUGCUUGACAUUGAAAAACAGUCCUCAAAAUAGCGAUUUCGUAAAUAAAAUCGUCCCCAAAGUAUCCCCUAGCAAAAAAUAUAAAUUGAUGCACAUAUGCGGUAAAUAUUUGUAACCUAUAUAUUAAAUAUAUACAUAU